AUGGAACCAACAAAUAGACUCAUUGAUAGAGAGGUUUAUAAGGAUGAAAGUCUGAGAAUGCACUUGUACGAUGAAAUUAACGAUCUAACCUCUGAACUCUCAACUAAAUUAAACCUUCUCAAUUCCGUCCUUAGUGAAGACACUCCUUACCAUAGAAAUCAAGUCCCUUUCGAGUUUUUAAAGUCCAUGCACAACCUUUCUGAAAGUAUUUCAUUCCUCACCAGAGACACGAUAUUCGAAAGACAAUCAGAAAUCAAAUUUAGAGAACUAGAACAGUAUGCAAACUCCUUAGAAAGAAAGCUUGUAAAUUACAAAAAACUUGGGAAGGAUUCUGAAGUUUCACUUGCUCAAUGUAAAAAAUUAUACACCAAAUCUAAGGAUGAAAGCAAUAAGAAGAUUCAUGACCUUACCACCUCCUUACACGGAAGAUUGGAUGAAAUACAACUUCUUAAAAAAGGACUUUCCAAUGAAAAAGAUAUAACCAAUUCUUUAAAAACAGAAAUUGAUAGACUCAAAUAUAGACUAUCAAUUGAGGUUACACAAACAGAGAGUCUAAGAAAAUCCAACGACAUUCUCAGACAGCAACUGCUCAAAACACAAGAUUACUCCAACUUUUUACACAAGGAAAUUUUGAAAAUAGAGGACUUUCCACUGAAUCUCAAAAUUUCCAAUCUAAUUUCUAAUGAAACAAAACAAUCACCAAACCUUAAUCAAACGAUCAAUGCAACUUCAAUAUAA
Molecule: messenger RNA, 738 nt
Organism: Naegleria gruberi
Lineage: Eukaryota; Heterolobosea; Eutetramitea; Acrasida; Naegleriidae
Exons: 1
Coding region: 1-738 (245 amino acids)
Source: RefSeq, a predicted model, not a curated record